AUGUUCAAAAUAUUGUGUUUGUUAGUGCUUCUUGGAGGGGCUGUAAACGGUAGAAGUCGUGGUCGGCACGUCAAGUCUCACGAUGAUGGAAAAAUAGUGGGAGGUCAAGAAGUGACCAUAAACGAAUAUCCUUAUCAAGUGUACUUAUUGAUACAGAUUGGUAUUAAUUACUAUGCAUGUGGAGGCUCAAUUAUAAGUGCUAAUUAUGUCCUCACUGCAGCCCAUUGUCUUGUUGGAGCAACGAGAGUACAUGUUCGAGCAGGUAGCACGGACUCCGACAGUGGUGGGAAAAUGUACAGCUCAUCCAUAUAUACCAUCCAUCCGAAAUACAACCGCCAGACCAGCGAUUAUGACAUUGGUGUGAUAAAAUUACUGCGGAAGAUGACGCUAGAUGGCACCACAACCAAAGCGGUGCAAUUGCCAAGUUCCGAUACGAUGGUGGUGCCGGGAGAUAAUGUUAUCGUCACCGGAUGGGGUGCCACUUCUGAAGGUGGUGAUACAACAAAUAUUCUGAAUGCAGUAACGGUUCCAAUAACGACUCCAGAGUUCUGCAAUCAGUCAUAUUCAGGAGGCAUUACUGAUCGGAUGAUCUGCGCAGGAACAGAAGAAGGAGGGAAAGAUUCGUGCCAGGGAGACUCAGGUGGUCCAGCAGUAAACGAAACUAGUUUGGUACAAUACGGAGUGGUAUCUUUCGGGAUAGGUUGUGCCAGACCCAACGUUCCCGGAGUAUACACCAGCGUCCCUGCCCUAAGGGACUGGAUAAAGAAAACUACCGGAGUCUAA
Amyelois transitella is the source of this 783-nucleotide messenger RNA. RefSeq names its product trypsin 5G1-like. The coding region runs from base 1 to 783 and encodes 260 amino acids. NCBI's taxonomy places the organism in Eukaryota, Metazoa, Arthropoda, Insecta, Lepidoptera, Pyralidae. Gene Ontology annotation, biological process: proteolysis. Gene Ontology annotation, molecular function: serine-type endopeptidase activity. The transcript is spliced from 5 exons. The record is from RefSeq and is a predicted model, not a curated record.